Messenger RNA from Ostrea edulis (European flat oyster), 1804 nucleotides. RefSeq lists its product as uncharacterized. The record is from RefSeq and is a predicted model, not a curated record. The transcript has 6 exons. The coding region runs from base 108 to 1349 and encodes 413 amino acids. Lineage: Eukaryota; Metazoa; Mollusca; Bivalvia; Ostreida; Ostreidae.
GAAUUUGGGCAUGUUUCUUUUGUUUUUCUCAUAAUACACAUAUUUCUUCCGUAUGAGGAUAAGUGUAGGACAGCUAUGUAGGUAUUUGGUAUACUGGGUGAUUCGGAAUGGUCUCUGUUCUUCACGUAUCUUUCAUUUGCUUAUUGAUCUAUAACGGUGUAUUGAGAAUAACAGGACUUGGCUCAUGUUCACAAACAGACUUGCACGUGACCAACAUGUGUUCAGCAGACAGUUAUAUUUCGAACUUCAUCUAUCUGGAUGUUCACAAUGCUAGUCUCUACUACCUCCAGUCCUGUGUUUGCACUGUGCACGUGCGCUUUCCAGGGACAAUAUAUUUUGUGCCAUUAAGAACACCACAUUCUGACUGCGGAUCUGUAAUUCGAGUGAACAGUUACGAUGGCAACCAAAUCCAUUCCUUUCAGUGUGGUGGUUCGGCGACAUUUACCGUGAAACCUGAUGACAAAAUCAACAUAACUGUCCACAACCUAGGGGGAGCUGUUUACGAUACGUCAUACUGUUACGUCGUAUCAUUAGCAUCAGAUAGCGGAAUUGGCACAACGGCCUUCCAGAUCUCCUGUCCAUAUAUCGAGAGAAAGACUACAACAUCUACCACCACAACUACGUCAUCAACCACUUCCCCAAUUACGUCAUCAGUUUCGACGCGGGAAAUAUCGACUUUGACAAGUACAUCAACUACGUCAUCAGCUUCAACGCGGGAAGUAUCGACAUUGACAAGUGCAUUACCUACAUCAACAGAUUCUGACGGAAUUUCCAGAUAUACUGGCGAUAGUAAUGAUGCUAAAUCAGAUGAUGUCAUUAUCCCAUUGGCCAUUGCUGUUCCAGUGGUACUCGUUGGUCUCAUAGCGAUCCUUAUUUUGCUGUGGAGAAGACGCGUUUUCCAUAGCUUCCUUAGCAAAUCGAUGAAAGAUCCAUGUUCAAAUGAAGAUAUCGUGAUAGAUGAGGGGGAUGGAUUAAAAGAGAGAAGUACAGAAGAUUUGCAUAAAGAUGAGAAAUCUAGAACAGCUGCAGUCAAUGUGAAAGUAACCAGCGCCACGCCCAUAGCAUCACGUGUCAAUCUCCGCAAAUCAUCCAGUAACAAAAACAUUAUGAUAUUGGCACCUGACCCGAAAGCGAAAGAGAAAGAAAACGAAAGUGAUGAAUCUACUGACGUAACAACGCGAAACAAAAGUAAAAAUACACUUGACUGGAGAAAAUCUGAAGCCGAUGAGAGUUACUUCACAGAAAUACAUUUAGGAGGCGGAUCCAAAACAAUAAUUACUGUAGAAAACCUUCCCAGAAUGCAAGACGACGUGCAGAUUAGAUACGAUGAUAUACGGACAGAGCUCUAAAUAAAAAAAAAAUAGUUUUGAAAAUUAGAUUUUAUCUUUGAAUUUUUUUUCUAGUUUUGUAUAUAGAUCUUUGAAUAAUAUUUCCUUACAUCAUUUAUGCAAGUGUUCAACGGCACAAAUUUGUCGUAAGGAAAAGUAAGUAUAGUAUGGAGAAAAAAACACACCGCAUAUAUACAGAUAAAAUAUUAAGCACUUGUUUUCCCUGAGAUCGAAAUUAUUUUAUUCCCAUGCAAUAUGCUAGUUAUGUAAAUUAAUAUCAUGAUACAUAUACAUGAAUGACUUAUUGUUGUUAUUGUUUUUGUCGUUGUUAAUCAUUCCUGGAGAAUGAACAAUAUAUUAUGAUUAAUCUAAAUAUUAUAAACAUCGUUAUUGUAUUAUUGUACAUGCAUGAUAUCAUACUUUUCUUAUCUUUAAUAAUUUGUUUGUUAUACUAUACUGUUUUAAUAAAAUUCUAU